AUGGAUCUCAGAGGUGCCUGCCUCCUGCUCGGAGUUCUACUUCUCUCCCACUUCUCAUCCCAACAGAUGAUGUCAAAGAAGAAGCUGGUGAAGAAAGAGACCCCAAAAGAUGGAGCCAUUGAAGAACUCAGAAAGCAAAUCGAUGACAUUUUGAAGGAGGUGAAUCUUCUGAAGGAGCAGCAGGCUUUGCAAACAGUUUGUUUGAAGGGAACCAAGAUUCAGGGGAAAUGCUACCUGGCCGACCCCAUGAAGAAGCGUUACCAUGCAGCCAGCGAGGACUGCAUCGCCAAGGGUGGCACGAUCAGCACCCCACUCUCCCUCGAUGAGAAUGACAAGUUGUACGACUACAUGCGCCAGACCAUUGGGUCCGAUGAAGAAAUCUGGCUGGGCAUCAACGACAUGCUGACCGAGGGCGUCUGGGUCGACCAAACCGGGUCCACCCUGCGCUACAAGAACUGGGACACUUCCUUUAAGGGGGAUCGCACCAUGAAUUGCGCAGUGCUCUCUGGGUCAAUGAGUGGGAAGUGGCUGGACGAGAACUGCCGCGAAGAGCGGGCGUCCGUGUGCGAGUUCAACAUAGUCUGAUAAUGUUAGAAGUUGCCCCGUAAAAUAGUGCUUUAUCGAGGCUUGAGACGCACACACACACCUUGCUUUUUCUUGCCUCUGUCUGUCAAAUGCUACGUUAUUGCACCUUGCUUCCAUGACCAUGUAAUUAUACCUUCUUCACUUUGGUAUUUCAAAAUGACACAGUGGUCUUUCAAUGUGGAGAUUUCCCAUUUUGUUUUUCCACAUAAUUAGAUAAGAAUGAACUCCAAAAAGGCACACAUGCAGUGAACGGGCUUUGUGGUGUAAAACAAAAAAGUGAUAGGCCUAAAUUUGACUGAACUAACCAAUGUUUUGAACAUAGAUGUGAAAUGUUCCGGUGGUUAAGUAGAUGGGCUAGCAUGCAGCAGCUUGAAUAGUUGUGGGUUCAAUUUCCGGCUUUCACCAUUGUGCCCUUGAGCAAGGCACUUGACCCCUCAGUUCCUCUGGAGACAUUAGCCCUUGUAAUAUAAUUGACAUAAUGUAAGUCACUUUGAAUAAACGUCUGCUAAAUGAUUAAUGUAAAUGUACAUUGUAAGUGCAUCAGUUCAGUCAAAUCAAGAAGUCAUGGCAAGUGCUUCCCUUUUCUCUGCAGCUCAGUCUGAAUUUAAUGAUGCUUAUUUCAGAAUGCUAGUCUUCUUCUAUUUUGUUUGUUUUUUAACAAUGUCUUGUCUAGCCUGAACUAAACUGAAUAUGUACAUUUUGCACUGUUGAAGAUAUAUACGACUUUAAUGAAUAAACAUUUGCUGGGCAAAUCA
This is a messenger RNA of Alosa alosa (allis shad), 1340 nucleotides long. RefSeq names its product C-type lectin domain family 3, member Bb (gene clec3bb). The coding region runs from base 1 to 585 and encodes 194 amino acids. The record is from RefSeq and is a predicted model, not a curated record. NCBI's taxonomy places the organism in Eukaryota, Metazoa, Chordata, Actinopteri, Clupeiformes, Clupeidae. The transcript is spliced from 3 exons.